Liolophura sinensis is the source of this 741-nucleotide messenger RNA. RefSeq names its product tetraspanin-18-like. Gene Ontology annotation, cellular component: membrane. The record is from RefSeq and is a predicted model, not a curated record. The transcript has 6 exons. NCBI's taxonomy places the organism in Eukaryota, Metazoa, Mollusca, Polyplacophora, Chitonida, Chitonidae. The coding region runs from base 57 to 551 and encodes 164 amino acids.
UGGCUGCUGCGAAGACCGAAAACGGCUGCUUGUACAUUCUGUACGCCACAAUUUUGAUGGUUAUUCUGGGAGCUGAGUUAGCCGCUUUGAUCCUGGGGAUCUUAUACAAGGAAGAGUGGAUCAUACGCCUGAGAAAUUCAUUGGAGAGCCAGAUUUCCACACGGUUUGACGGCAAACUGGACUCACCGGACAUCGUCACAGCCGCCAUUAACAAAAUCCACCAAGAGUUUGAUUGUUGUGGAGUACACAACUACAGUGACUUCGAUAUGGCUACCAAAUGGAAUAGGACGACGGCUAUGGGAGACGAAAUGCAGAUACCGCCAUCUUGUUGUUCUAACUACAAGGCAAACAAAACUUGCGUCACCAUGCCCACGCCACAAAACUCUUACAUCGAUACGGGUUGUUGGUCGUCGAUUGAGAGCCUCAUGGAGCAGUACACGUUGAUAAUGAUUAUCAUAGCCGCAAUCACGUUCAUUUUGGAGGUUUUCUUGAUCGUAUUCAGUAUGUGCCUCGUUGGGAAAAUCCGGUCUGGUUACAGCUUAGAAAAAUGAUGAGGGUUGUGUUAAGUUUAGAACUGCUGGUACACGUUUCCGGGGCUGUUAUUUUGUGGCCUGAUGACGACGACUUGAGAGUUCUAAAGAAGGGAGACAACGAUUUUGUGUCCUGAUGACGACGACUAGAGACUUCUAAAGAAAGGAGACAACAAUGGGCGACAGUUCUGCGUUUAGCAAACAGUUAGUA